CUCAAAAGAGCAAAAUGAAUCUCUUUCUUUCCAACUCCCUGCACCGCCGCCCUACGCACCUCAAUCAACCAUGAACACAAAGCUACCUCGUUUAAUUCCACCUUUAUCUUCCAAUUUACUCACCAAAACUUCCCAUCUCUUCAUUCAACCCCACAAAACCACACGUUAUUCAACACAUUCACUCCAAACUCUCCAAAGUUCCCUCAAUACCAACAACCCCAUCAUCACCAAUAUAUGCAAUUCCCUACACAAAGGUGAAAAUUGGGAAUCUUUAACAGAAAAGUUCCAAUCUUUACACUUCACUGCCCCCAAAACUUCCCAUUUCUUCAUUCAACCCCACAAAAAUUCAUAUUCAACACAUUCACUCCAAGUUCUUCAAGAUUCCACCAAUACCAACAACCCCAUCAUCACUUCUAUCUGCAAUUCCUUACGCAAAGGUGAAAAUUGGGAAUCUUUAACCAAAAAGUUCCAGUCUUUUCACUUCACUCCCUCAAUUAUUCAAGAAAUACUCUUACAUCUCAAAGAACCAAUUGAUGCUAAAAAUGCCCUCAAUUUCUUUCAUUGGUCAGCUAAAAAUAGCAAUACUAGACAUGGGGUUUUUAUUUAUUGUGUUAUAAUUCAUAUUCUUGCAAAAUCUAAGCUUGUUAGACAUGCUAAUGCAUUGAUUGAAUCAGCUUUGAGAAAUGAGACAUUAUUUGUUGUUCUUGAUUCUUUAAUUGGGAGUUAUAAGUUAGUCGAUUCGUGUCCGUUUGUGUUUGAUUUGUUUGUGCAAAGUUGUGCUAAGUUGAGAUUGAUAGAUAAGAGUUUGGAUGUUUGUAAAUUGUUGGAUGAAAAUGGAUUUAUGUUAAGUGUCAUUAGUUAUAAUACUUUGCUACAUGUAGUGCAAAAGUCCGAAAAGACUUGUAUGGUUUGGGGUAUAUAUGAGUAUAUGAUUGAGAAAAGGAUAUACCCGAACGAAAUGACAACUAGAAUAAUGAUUAGUGCUUUGUGUAAAGAAGGGAGGUUGCAGAGAUUUUUGGAUGUUGUCGAAAAAAGUCAUGGAAAAAGAUGUCAACAACCCGGGGUUGUUGUGAAUACGUGUUUGAUUUAUGGGAUGAUUGAGGAAGGUAGGAUCGAAGACGGGUUGAGGUUGAUGAAGAGAAUGUUGCAAAAGAAUAUGAUACUCGAUACGAUUUCUUGUUCUUUGGUCGUUCUUGCAAAGGUGAAGACGAGAGAUUUGGAGUCCGCUUGGGGAGUUUACGAUGAAAUGGUUAGGCGGGGUUUUGAAGGGAAUGCACUAGUGUACGAUUCGUUUAUUGGUGCAUAUUGUGAGGAAGAGCGAAUAGAUGAAGCAAUUAAGCUGAUGGGUGAAAUGGAGUGCUUGAAUACAAAACCAUUUGGUGAAACAUUCGAUCAUCUGAUUAAGAGUUGUUCAGAAAUGGGAAGAUUAGAAGAAAGCUUGAAAUUUUGUGAUAAAAUGAUGGCAUAUGGUUUCCUUCCUAGUUGUUUAUCUUUUAACAAACUUGUUGCCAAGCUUUGUGAAAAUGGAAAUGCAAAGUAUGCUGAUCAACUAUUGACUAAACUGAUGGAUAAGGGUUUCGUUCCGGAUCAAAGCAUGUAUACUUACCUCAUUGCUGGUUAUGCCAACGCAUGUGACGUUGAGGGAGCACUUAAGCUUUACUACGAAAUCCAAUAUAGGUCGAUCUCCCCUAAUGCUUCGAUUUUUGAUUCAUUAAUUAUUGCUUUGUGUCAACGUGGAAGAUUGAAAGAAGCGGACGAGUUUCUAUCUUUAAUGAUUGGUCAAUCCUUGAAACCGGGCAUUCAUGUUUAUAAGAAAUUGAUCGCAAGCCACUUGGAGAGGGGCGAUGAAACACGGGCUCAUCACCUGUACCGACAAAGACGUACAGAGAUUGACAACAUACGGUGUUUUUUUCUCCCUUAAUUGGUGGAAAAAAGAAGCUGGAGCGCAAAGAACUUGAUGCAAGCUGGCAUUAUUCCUUCACUGUUUAAGCUGUCUUCACACUCCUGUUACAGGUAUUUUAUUAUUAACAAAGAUUUUAGAAAUGGAGGCACCCCUGUGUAAACAUCCCAGUUGUAGAAUUGUAGAUGUUGGAGAAAGACGAUAAAAAGCUGCUUCGUUUUCUCUUUCCCUCUGGUUCACUGAGCUAAGCCCAGUCGAUUUUGAAGAGUUUAGUCUGUCUUAUGUAAAACAGAUAGUGGACUAGGUGAAGCUAACUCGUCCUGAUCUCCCACUGAUUCUUUACCCAAGUGGAUCUGGCGGCUUGCUUGAGAGACUACCCUUGACUGGUGUAGAUGUAGUAAGCUUGGAUUGGACAGUUGAUAUGGCUGAUGGAAGGAGACGACUGGGUCCUAAUGUGGCAGUACAAGGGAAUGGCACUAUCAUCAGGUUUUGGAAGGACAAGUGGACAGGAAACUCCAAUAUGCAGGAAGAUUUCCCACCAUUUUCAAUCUAGCCCAGGUUCCCGAUGCUGUCAUUGCAACUUGCAAAGAAGGGACUAACUGGAAUAUCAUGCUUAGAAGCGAUUUGUAUGACUGGGAAUUCUCGGAGUUGCUAAACCUCCUCUCUAUUCUACAGCAAGGCUUCCUUAACCCAUUGGCAGCAGACAGACUUAAAUGGGGGUAAACAGUCUCCCAAGGUCAUUUGUUCCACCUGGACAGUUCUGAAUGAGGCUUGCCUUUGAAUAAUUUGAUGAAAAGGAAAAUUGAGCUACCCAUCAGGUGUUAUGUGUAUAAAAGAAGCUGAAAAUCCUGGCCAUCUUUUUCUACAUUGUGAAGUUGCCUCUGAUUUGUGGAGCAUGUUUAUGUGCAUUUCUGGACUCAAAUGGGUCAUUCCUCAAUCAGUAAGGGAAGCGUAUAUGUGCUGCUGUUUGUGGAGAGUUGAUAAAUCCAUCAAGAAUAUCUGGAGAAUGAUACCUACUUGCAUUUUUGGAGUAUUUGGUUAGAGAGGGCUCGUUUGGUAUGAGGGAUUAGGAUAAAUAAUCUCGGGAUUAUAUUUGAGAUGAGUUUAUCCCACGUUUGGUUGGGAUAAAAUCGCGGUAUAACUGAUUCCGGGAUUAGUUAUCCCGGAAUUGUAGUGUUAUUUUAUCCCUGUGGGAGGGUGGAAUAACUAAUCACAGGAUAAGUUAUCCUGGGGUAACUAGUUUCCAACCAAACGACCUCUAAAUGUAUUGCUAGUUUAUUUAGUUGGUCCACUUUGACCUCAAUAAAUAGUCUUAGAUCAGUCGCUG
Lycium ferocissimum is the source of this 3227-nucleotide messenger RNA. RefSeq names its product pentatricopeptide repeat-containing protein At1g66345, mitochondrial. The transcript is spliced from 4 exons. Bases 71 to 1921 code for a protein of 616 amino acids. Gene Ontology annotation, molecular function: protein binding. NCBI's taxonomy places the organism in Eukaryota, Viridiplantae, Streptophyta, Magnoliopsida, Solanales, Solanaceae. The record is from RefSeq and is a predicted model, not a curated record.